AUGGUUGGUAAUGGUUAUGAGAUGAAAUCAUCCAGUCGAGAUAUCCUUUUUAGAUUGUGCAAUGGAAGUCUACAAAGAAUAUCAGAAUUUUGUCUGUCAUAUAAUCCACUUCAUUAUAUAUUACUAUUCCUAAGAGGUAACGAUGGCUGCAAAUUAGGAAUGGAGAUUGGAUACAGAGUAUAG
This is a messenger RNA of Acaulospora morrowiae, 183 nucleotides long. Lineage: Eukaryota; Fungi; Glomeromycota; Glomeromycetes; Diversisporales; Acaulosporaceae. The record is from the annotation of a GenBank genome assembly.